Messenger RNA from Funneliformis geosporum, 381 nucleotides. The record is from the annotation of a GenBank genome assembly. Lineage: Eukaryota; Fungi; Glomeromycota; Glomeromycetes; Glomerales; Glomeraceae.
AUGUUAGCAGUUAACACUUAUUUAAGGAAAUUUGGUGAUAAAAUAUCAUAUAUGCCAACUACUAAUUUAAAAAACAUCGCUAUUAAAAAGUUAGAAGAUAAGAACUUAAAAUCUUAUUAUUUAAUUGUCAAUAAUGAGAAUUUAGAUGAGGCUUAUUUUUGUUUUGAGGGAACGGUUAAAGAUGGUUGGGAUAUGAAUAUAUUCUUAGCUAUUUUAAGAGGUUUGAAAUUACCGGUAAAAUUAUUAGCGGGAUUAUUAGCAAAGAGGCGAAAAAAGAGAAGUGAAUUAGAGGAAAAUUGGCAAAGGAGCGUUGGGAGGGAUAAAAAGAAACGAAAGCGUAAGAGAAAGGUCGCUAAAAAACUUAACCAUUCAAAAGUUUAG